AUAAGCGUGCUGUUAGACAUGUCUGGGUUCAGCGCUGAGCUCAUUGACUAUCUGGAGGGAAGAAUAACUUUUGAGGAGUUUGAUAAGAGGAGAGACGAGAGGAAAGCGAAGGAGUCCUGUCAGGAGUCAGAUGUGUUAGUUGAAGAUGAGGAAGAGGAUGCUCAGCCCUCCACCUCUGCACAGGCACAAGGGAUAACAGAGGAGGGAGUCAGCCCAGGGGUCCAGCUGGCCUUUGCCUCCAUGCUGGGAGAAACCCCAGACCCCCUGUCUUCAGAGGAAGAGGAGGAGGAAGAGGAGGACAGCUUGAGCUAUGCAGACGAUGAAAAUGAUGAGGAUUACAAGGUGGAGGAGGAAGAGGAGGAGAAGAAGAAGAAGCAGCGUGGAAAGGCAAAGUUGGAUCUGUCAGAGAAGACACAGAAGGGAGGAGAGGGAGAAGAGCAGGAGGCUGAGGACAUGACGGUGGGAGAUGUGUUCGCACUGGAGAUGGAGCUGAACCGAGAGAACAAGAAGAUGAUGAAGGAGCGGCGUAACCGCAGCAAGCUGCCCCGCGCUCUGAGAGGUCUGAUGGGAGAGGCCAACAUCCGUUACGCCAGAGGAGAGAAAGAAGACGCCAUCAUGAUGUGUAUGGAGAUCAUCAGACAGGCUCCUCUGGCCUAUGAGCCUUUCUCCACACUGGCUAUGAUCUAUGAGGAUGAUGAAGACAUGGACAAAGCGCUGCAGUUCGGUCUGAUCGCUGCCCACCUGAACCCCUCAGACUGUGAGGAGUGGAUCAGACUAGCAGAAAUGUCUCUCGAGCAAGACAACAUCCGGCAGGCCAUCGUCUGCUACACCAAGGCCAUCAAGUACGACCCCACCAACGUGCGGUACCUGUGGGAGCGCUCCAGCCUCCACAUGCGCGUGGGCGAGCACAAACAGUGCAUGGACGGCUACCGCAGGAUCCUCUCACUGCUGCCGCUGGAGGACGGAGAGCACUUCAUGCAGCUGUCCAAGGACAUGGCCAAGAGUUACUAUGAGAGUAAUGACUUGCCCUCUGCACUGGGUGUGAUAGAGGAUGCUCUGUCGCGACACCCCAGCCUGGUCAGUGAUGAUGUCAUCAACAUGGCAGCUGAGCUCUAUAUCGCCAACCGCCAGUACAACAAGGCCUUACAGGUCUUGGUUAAGUUUGCAGGUGUAGUUUUGGUCAGGGGGGAAACCAAACCAGACUGCACAGUUCUGCCAAAAGAAGAGAAAGUGUCAGAGAAGACGACGGAGGAGGAGGAGGAGAAGAAUGAAGAAGGAGCGAAGUCAAAGACUGUAGAGGAAACAGCAGCAGAAGAAAACGGUGAAAUUAAGGAUGUACAGGUACCAGACAGCGUCCCAGUGGACCUGAAGGCCAAGCUCAUUGUCUGCCUCAUACACCUGCAUGUCAACACUCCCCUGGAGGGCCUGGUGUCAACAAUGACAGAGCAGAGUCCAGAGGAGAUUGGGGACUUGUAUCUGGAUGUAGGUGAAGCCUACCUGGAGCAGGGAGAGUACCUGUGUGCUCUGCCUCUGCUGUCUGCACUCGUCAUAUCAGAGAAGUACAACCUGGCUGUGGUCUGGCUCCGACAUGCAGAGUGUCUGAAGGCGCUGGGCCACAUGGAGGAGGCAGCACAAAGCUUCACUAAGGUGGUGGAGAUGGCUCCGCAGCACCUGGAGGCCCGGCUGUCCCUGGCCACCCUGCAGCAGCAACUGGGCCGACCAGAUUGCGCCCUGAAGGCCCUGGAGUCCAUGUACGACAGUGACACACUCGCACAAGACUCAUCAGCUGCACAAAAGGAGUUAAAGCUGCUGCUGCAUCGCUCCACACUGCUGAAGACUCAGGGACAAAUCCAGCACUACCUGGAUGCUAUGAUCACUAUGAUCUCCAUGCUGCUCAAGGUGGCCAUGCAGCGUGCUAAGGUGUGUGUGUGCUCUGUAACCGUGUCGGGUGAGCAACACCUGAGGCUGGUUAAGACCAAAGACAUGCUGCCUGAGAUCGCUGACCAGGAAGCUGCCUAUCUGGAUAACACAGGUAAGACAAACGUCCUGUCCAGAGAGGACUGGUGGCAGCUGCUGGUGAGCUGCCUGCUCACACUGUGUGAGGUGGAGCGCUACAAAGAGGCUGAGCUGCUGGUGGAGUCAGCCAUGGAGUUCUACUCCUUCUAUGACAACAAGCCCAGGAGGAAGGAGCUGGAGUUCUUCGGCCUGUCUGCAACCAUCCUGGACCACAACCACUACAAGGCCUACAACUACAUCAGAUUGAUGCUGAUGGAGAAUGUGGAUCGACCUCAGCUUUGGAAUAUUUUCAACCAGCUGACAAUAACAUCCCAGCACCAGCGUCACCACCGCUUCUGUCUGCGUCUGCUGUUAAAACACCCCGACAACCACGCCCUGUGUGUCCUCUGUGGACACAAUGCCAUGGUGUCAGGAAGCUUCAAACACGCUCUGGGUCAGUAUGUUCAGGCCUUCAAGACUCACCCUAACAACCCACUCCAAAGCCUGUGUGUGGGUCUCACCUUCUUCCACAUGGCAUCUCAGAAGUAUGUAGCCAAACGUCAUACACUGGUGCUUCAGGGUUUCUCCUUCCUGUGGCGCUAUCUGGAGCUGCGUGGAGAAUGUCAGGAGAGUAUGUACAACCUGGGCAGAGCACUACACCAGAUGGGCCUCACACAUUUGGCCAUACAUUAUUACCAGAAGGCUCUUACACUGCCUGCACAGAAACUUGAGGGUAUCACUGACGAUCAGGUGGAUCUGAGGAGGGAGAUCGCCUUCAACCUCUCCCUCAUCUACCAGGCCAGCGGGAACCUGGAGAUGGCCCACCAGCUCAUCAACACACACUGCGUCAUCUGAAAAUGAAGCUUUGACAAGUGAUGCUCAUUAUGAGUUUGAGACUCAGA
Molecule: messenger RNA, 2897 nt
Organism: Scomber japonicus (chub mackerel)
Lineage: Eukaryota; Metazoa; Chordata; Actinopteri; Scombriformes; Scombridae
Gene: gtf3c3
Product: general transcription factor IIIC, polypeptide 3
Exons: 19
Coding region: 19-2850 (943 amino acids)
Biological process (GO): transcription by RNA polymerase III
Cellular component (GO): transcription factor TFIIIC complex
Molecular function (GO): protein binding
Source: RefSeq, a predicted model, not a curated record